UCCUAGUGACAGCGAGGGCUUCUCAAUUUUUUUUCUCCAGUUUUCCUCGAUUAUUUAAUAUUUAACACAGCAAACAUCUCCACAGAGACGUUGGGACAAUAAUCCGAGAAGUGGAAGUUAUUUUUUAGAAUUUUUUCCUUGAAUUGAUGAACAUCCCUCGGUGAUUUUCGAAGGAGAAACGGCGAUGCGGCAGCUGAAGGUUAAUUUCCAGAUUUUUUUAGAUGAGAGGAGUUAUUAUUCUCUGUGAAUCUUCAUUGUCACCACGUAAGUGGAUUAACGUGGGAAUUAUGUAACAUUUUGAUACAAUUGCUUUACAAGUGAUGAGAAAUGACGAACAUUUUGCGACGAUGGCGAAUAUGGAUAUUGCCAGUGCUCACUGGCCUUUACGCACUUUUAAUAUGUAUAUUAGUGCCCAUAUUGCUGACGAAAUCCAUGCAGAAUGGAUUCAAAAAGCAGGAUCAGGGUGCCCUUGUGGGCGGCGGGUUCGUCCUAUUAGCGUUACCAAUAGCUUUUUAUGAGAUUGUCCAGCAUAUGAUUUAUUAUACACAACCGAGAUUGCAGAAGUACAUUAUCAGGAUACUAUGGAUGGUGCCAAUAUAUGCAGUGAAUGCCUGGCUAGGUUUAAUUUACCCAAAAAUCAGUAUAUACGUAGACAGUUUGCGCGAGUGUUACGAGGCAUAUGUAAUAUACAAUUUCAUGAUGUACCUGUUGGCCUACCUCAAUGCCGAUCAUCAGCUUGAGCACAGAUUGGAAAUAUCACCACAAGUCCAUCACAUGUUUCCACUCUGUUGUUUACCAGAUUGGGAGAUGGGACAUGAAUUUGUACACAUGUGUAAACACGGUAUACUGCAGUAUGCCGUGGUCAGACCUUUGUCGACAUUAAUUUCAUUCAUAUGCGCCUUGAAUGAAGUCUAUGGAGAAGGUGAAUUUCGUGGGGACGUUGCCUUCCCCUACAUGAUUGCCUUCAAUAAUUUAUCCCAGUUUGUGGCAAUGUACUGCUUAGUGCUAUUUUAUCGAGCCAAUGCUGAAGCUCUGAAGCCAAUGAAACCAAUUGGCAAAUUUUUGUGCAUCAAAGCUGUGGUUUUCUUCUCAUUUUUCCAAGGAGUUCUAAUAGCAAUACUGGUCUAUUGCGGUGUGAUAUCGAAUAUCUUCGACACUGAUAAUACUGAUGACAUUAGGCAUAUUUCCGCUAAACUUCAAGACUUCCUCAUUUGUAUAGAGAUGUUUCUAGCGGCUGUGGCACACCACUACAGCUUCAGUUACAAGCCAUAUGUUAAUUUAGCACAGAGCCAAGCCUGGUGGGAUGCCUUUAGGGCUAUGUGGGACGUCUCGGACGUUCACAAUGAUAUAAAAGAGCACUUCAGCGUUGUUGGCUCGUCUCUGAGUCGAAGGAUUCGCGGUCGUGGAGCUUAUCAGCAGACCUGGGGAAAUGUCAACGAGAGAACCUCCCUCCUGCCAGAUCAAGUGAUACCGACAGCACACAGUGCUCCAGCAGGUUCAUUCUCUGGUUACCCAAGUGAUCCAGGACACAGUGAGAACCAAUUUGACUCUGUCGAGGAUCUCACUGAGCCACAUGCCAGUGGCAACAGUGUAAUUACGUAGCGAACAGGAGUAGAAGUGAAAGAUAUUAAUGGAAUGAGGAGGCGAAAUUAUACAGUUGAGAGAAUUGAUGGAACAAAUUCGGUGGAGAACGAUUGGAAUUGCCUCAAUUUUAUCAACUACAGAUUAAUUAUUUUUUGAUCAGUUUGUAAUGGCUGUGGGCUCUCUUUUACUGUUAGAUUUCAUUCUUGAAGAUAUUAAGUCGCGUAUGCAAAAAUUUAAUGGAAAAACCUAGGGCUUUCCUCAAGAAAUUCCAUUCAAUCUUUAUCAAAAUUUUAUUUAAAAAAUCAAUUUGUUUUUGGGUCAGUUCUAUUGGAGAUUAUACAGAUUGACCAUAACAUAUUCCUGAGAGACAUUUGACGGAAAUAAUUCAAUAGAUUUUAGUUCUACACUAAUUGUUGGGCGUAAAAUCUCCAAGUUUUUUUCUGUCCCAUUUUUUUUCUCAUAAUAAAAUGCAAAAAAAAAUUGGAUAAUUUGCGCCUCAGAAUUCUAAGAGAAAAAAUUCCAACAGAAUGAGUUAUAUAGAAAAAUUAACAUCUGCACUUUUUCCUAUAAACACAUAUCUAUUUAAAAAUUCAAAGGAGAGUUGCAUAAUUUUUAAUUGGAUUGACGCAAAAACAAAUAGUAUUCCCUAGAAUAAUUAUUUUUCAAAAGAAUUUCUCGGAGAAAGCGCUAGGUUUGUGACCGAAAUUUUUUCAUACAUGAUUAGCUUCAGAGUAUUGUUUAUCCAUUUUAGUGGUUUAAUUAACUCCAACAAUAAUGUGUAUAUGGAAUUGAUAGUGCGUUCUUUCAGUCUGUCAUCCAAUGUGUAAUGUUAAGGGGAAAUAAUUGCUAUUGGAGAAAGGGAUAGAAUGAACAUCUCUGACUCAAAAAAUAUUCAUAACUCAAGAACAAAUUCAUCAAUGCAGUAUAAUAUUCAUUAUAAGGGAGAAAUGAGAUCAUGUCAUUAGUAGUUCAAUGAGUUACGAAUAUUUCGAGAACAUUUAUUUUCAUCAAUGAAUAGGUAUCAGUACAUUGUUCACCAAAUUAUGUCAACCAAAAAUGAUGAUUAUUGUAAAUAUAGUAUGUUUAUACCGAUAUGACAGGGGACAUAAAAUUAUAGCGUGAUUGGAAUAUAAUUAUUUGUACAUAUCCAACAGUGUGUAUCUGUGAUUUUUUGAACCAUAUUAAAUCAUACGUGUGAUUGUUUCAUCAUA
Messenger RNA from Diachasma alloeum, 2795 nucleotides. Its product is annotated as transmembrane protein 184C. The coding region runs from base 328 to 1602 and encodes 424 amino acids. The record is from RefSeq and is a predicted model, not a curated record. Lineage: Eukaryota; Metazoa; Arthropoda; Insecta; Hymenoptera; Braconidae. Gene Ontology annotation, biological process: transport. The transcript is spliced from 7 exons. Gene Ontology annotation, molecular function: transporter activity.